Messenger RNA from Rhododendron vialii, 874 nucleotides. RefSeq names its product 7-deoxyloganetin glucosyltransferase-like. NCBI's taxonomy places the organism in Eukaryota, Viridiplantae, Streptophyta, Magnoliopsida, Ericales, Ericaceae. The record is from RefSeq and is a predicted model, not a curated record. Bases 62 to 874 code for a protein of 270 amino acids. The transcript has 2 exons.
UGCCAUAACCAUCCAUUCUUUCCGAGAGAGAGAGAGAGAGAGAGAGAGAGAGAGAGAGAGAAUGGGUUUCCUCACCAACUUAGAGAAGCCUCAUGCAGUAUGCAUCCCAUUCCCAGCGCAAGGCCACAUAAACCCAAUGCUGAAACUAGCAAAACUCCUCCACCACAGAGGCUUCCAUAUCACCUUUGUUAACACAGAGUUCAACCACAGACGCCUCCAAAAAUCCCGAGCUCUCAACGCCCUCGAUGGAACUCCCUCGUUCCAGUUCGAAACGAUACCCGAUGGACUCCCCGAGUCCGACCUGAAUGCCACACAAGACGUCCCGUCUCUUUGUGUGUCCACUAGCAAAAACUGCUUGGCUCCUUUUAGAGAUCUUCUCUCCAAACUAAAUGACACUGCUUCAUCGAACGUCCCACCCGUCACUUGUAUAGUCUCUGACGGUGCCAUGACCUUCACUAUCACCGCUGCUGAAGAGUUGGGCAUUCCUGAUGUUCUGUUCUGGACAGGUAGCGCUUGUGGCUUUAUGGGCUUUGUUCAGUUGCCCAAUCUUAUUGAAAAGGGCUAUGUACCACUCAAAGAUGUGAGCUAUUUGAAUACAACUAUAGACUGGAUACCUGGCAUGGAAGGCAUCCACUUGAAGGAUGUGCUAUCUUUAACUCUAACCUCCAGCCUAGAUGAUAAUAUGGCGGGGUAUUGUUUGGGCGAAAUCAAUAACGCUCAUAGAGCUUCUGCUAUUGUUUUCAACACAUUCAAGAAACUUGAGCAUGGCGUUUUGGACCCUCUCUCUUCCAUUUUCCCUCGGAUUUUUCCUGUAGGACCUUUGCACUUACUCAAGGAUGAGAUCAACGACGACAAACUGAGCUUGAUUGGAUGA